Messenger RNA from Octodon degus (degu), 3196 nucleotides. RefSeq names its product mannosyl (beta-1,4-)-glycoprotein beta-1,4-N-acetylglucosaminyltransferase (gene Mgat3). Gene Ontology annotation, cellular component: membrane. The record is from RefSeq and is a predicted model, not a curated record. Bases 1310 to 2977 code for a protein of 555 amino acids. The transcript is spliced from 2 exons. Lineage: Eukaryota; Metazoa; Chordata; Mammalia; Rodentia; Octodontidae. Gene Ontology annotation, biological process: N-acetylglucosamine metabolic process; protein N-linked glycosylation. Gene Ontology annotation, molecular function: beta-1,4-mannosylglycoprotein 4-beta-N-acetylglucosaminyltransferase activity.
CUGGCUGGCUCCAUUCCGAGCUUUUGUGCUGCUUUGUGUUCCUAUGGGCAUCCUCUCCUGUGCCAGGCUGGAGAAUAGCAAAAGGGGCAGUUGGGGGUAUUGUGUGCUGUGUGGAUCUUUAUCCAACUUUCACUCUGAUGAUAAGUGGAGCUAUACAGGAGAGAUUAACUUGCUCAAGGCCAUGCAGGAGUUGGCAGGGCUGGGAUUUGAACCUGGUGGUCUAUACCCGUGGAUGUAGCAGUGAGGGUUACUGAGUUAAAGCCCGGAGUUCUGUUGUCCAAAGGCAGAAGGACACAGAAGCACUGUCCUUCCUCUGCCCUGGAUCCCCUCAUGUCCACCACAGAUGCCUCUGUCUCCAGGGACACCUCACAGGCAUGCUAGGCAGUAACGCGUGGCCACUGCACUAGACCUCCCAAACCAAGCACCAUAGUUAGUUAUCUUCUCGGAAAGCCUGCCCUGCCCUCCCACCCUGCUUACACUGAACCUUUGCUCUGUCUGUUUUUCCUUAGGACUACCUCAGCCUACCAAAUGUUGGGAUUCCAGGCACGUGCCGCCACAUCUAGCUGCAGGGCUCUUUCAAAAGUACUGUUUGACUCAUUUAGUUUUAGUUUGUCACAGCCUCCCUGAGGGCAAGGGUGAGGGUCAGCUUGACCCCCGGCGUCCCCUGGGCCAGCGAGAUGCCGAUGCAGUGGGCAAUAAGGAAGCCCUUGCCGAGUGGGUGACCAGUGCAGGCUGGGUGAGCUCCUGUGGGGUGCUGUGUAAGAGAAGCACAACUGUGCCUCUUCUGUGCUGAGUGUUACGGUGACAGGUGGACUCCUCAGAGGCCCCUGCCAUCCCAGAUGCAUUGAAUAUGGCAGAUGGAGGGGCUCAGGAAAGCAUUGCCACUGGCUGGGGUCCCAUCAGUGCCUUUGUGGAACCAAAUCUCAUUCUGAGUAGGUGUACCUGACAUUGUGUAAGCUACGUACGUCAUCCCUCCAGCCUCAGUUUUCUCACCUGUAAAAUGGGUGAGAGGGCCCUGCUUCCUGUGAGCUCAUGGUCCUAAUGCAACACACAGCUGACUUAUAACCGUCAUUGGUGGUUAUUGUCUUUGUUUGUUUUUGGCACCAGGGAUCAAACUCAGGACCUUGGGCUUGCCAGGCUGGUGCUUAUGCCACUGAGCUAUCUCCCUGGCCCCACUGGCGGUUAUUGUCAACCUGAGGGCUUCUCCGUGAUACUCUAUUGAGGCAGAUGUUGCCUGCUGGGACCCAGUGUGCUUCUGUAACUUUUGUAAACGACUGGGCCACCUGACUGGCUUGGGGACCAGACUCAUAUGCAAGUCCUAGCUCAGCCAUCGGCAUGCUGUCCUUUGGGGAUGAAGAUGAGACGCUACAAGCUCUUCCUCAUGUUCUGUAUGGCCGGCCUCUGCCUCAUCUCUUUCCUGCACUUCUUUAAGACCCUGUCUUACGUCACCUUCCCUCGGGAACUGGCCUCCCUCAGUCCUAACCUCGUGUCCAGCUUCUUCUGGAACAAUGCCCCCGUCACACCCCAGACCAGCCCCGAGCCGGGUGGUCCCGACCUGCUGCGAACCCCUCUUUACUCUCACUCGCCCCUGCUGCAGCCGCUGUCACCCAGCAAGGCCUCAGAGGCGCUCCACCGGGUGGACUUCGUGCUGCCCGAGGACACCACGGAGUAUUUCGUGCGCACCAAAGCUGGAGGCAUCUGCUUCAAACCAGGUACUAAGAUGCUGGAGAAGCCGCCCUUGGGGCGGCCAGAGGAGAAGCCCGAGGGGGCUGACAGCUCCCUGGGAGCCCGGGGUACCGUGCGGCGCCCCCCGCGACACGUGCUGAGCGCUAGGGAGCGCGCCGGCAGCAACCGGGCUGCACGGCGCAAGUGGGUGGAGUGCGUGUGCCUGCCUGGCUGGCACGGACCCAGUUGCGGAGUGCCCACCGUGGUGCAGUACUCCAACCUGCCCACCAAGGAGCGCCUGGUGCCCAGGGAGGUUCCGCGGCGCGUCAUCAAUGCCAUCAACAUCAACCACGAGUUCGACCUGCUGGACGUGCGCUUCCAUGAGCUGGGCGACGUGGUGGACGCCUUCGUGGUGUGCGAGUCCAACUUCACCGCCUACGGCGAGCCGCGGCCGCUCAAGUUCCGGGAGAUGCUAACCAACGGCACCUUCGAGUACAUCCGCCACAAGGUGCUCUACGUCUUCCUGGACCACUUUCCCCCCGGCGGCCGGCAGGACGGCUGGAUCGCAGACGACUACCUGCGCACCUUCCUGACCCAGGACGGCGUCUCCCGGCUGCGCAACCUGCGGCCGGACGACGUCUUCAUCAUCGAUGAUGCGGACGAGAUACCCGCGCGCGACGGUGUGCUCUUCCUCAAGCUCUACGACGGCUGGACGGAGCCCUUUGCCUUCCACAUGCGCAAGUCCCUCUAUGGCUUCUUCUGGAAGCAGCCGGGCACCCUGGAGGUGGUGUCGGGCUGCACAGUGGACAUGCUGCAGGCCGUGUAUGGGUUGGAUGGCAUCCGCCUGCGCCGCCGCCAGUACUACACCAUGCCCAACUUCCGCCAGUACGAAAACCGCACGGGCCACAUCCUGGUGCAGUGGUCGCUGGGCAGCCCCCUGCACUUUGCUGGCUGGCAUUGCUCCUGGUGCUUUACGCCCGAGGGCAUCUAUUUCAAGCUGGUGUCUGCUCAGAACGGUGACUUUCCCCGUUGGGGUGACUACGAGGACAAGCGGGACCUCAAUUACAUCCGGAGCUUGAUCCGCACUGGCGGCUGGUUUGAUGGCACACAGCAGGAGUACCCACCUGCGGACCCCAGCGAGCACAUGUAUGCCCCCAAGUACUUACUCAAGAACUACAACCAGUUCCGCUACCUGCUGGACAACCCCUACCAGGAGCCCAAGAGCACUGUGGUGGAUGGUGGGCAAAGGAAUAAGGGCCCAGAGGGCAGGCCACCAGCAGCCAGAGACAAGCUGGAUGGGGUUGAAGGCUGAGCCUGCGGAAUCUCUAGAGCCUCUGGCUGGGUGGGUGGUGGCUACCUCUGGUUGCCUUCAGCCUCUUCCUGCCAACUUGGGGUUCUUGAGAGACCAGGACUGGGUAGGUAGGCUUUUCGCUACUCAAGCCCUUGUUCAUCUCAAGGGUUAGGUUUUUCAGUUAAACAAAACAAAACAAACACCUCCCUUGCUGCCAGGAAAAGGGAGCAAGCCCAGACA